This is a messenger RNA of Oncorhynchus kisutch (coho salmon), 2439 nucleotides long. Its product is annotated as nucleoredoxin. NCBI's taxonomy places the organism in Eukaryota, Metazoa, Chordata, Actinopteri, Salmoniformes, Salmonidae. Gene Ontology annotation, molecular function: thioredoxin-disulfide reductase (NADPH) activity. Bases 223 to 1479 code for a protein of 418 amino acids. The record is from RefSeq and is a predicted model, not a curated record. The transcript has 8 exons. Gene Ontology annotation, biological process: negative regulation of Wnt signaling pathway; negative regulation of protein ubiquitination. Gene Ontology annotation, cellular component: nucleus.
GCACACCACACAUUGGAGCAGCUGAGCUGAGAAGCGGAAAAGGGUAUCUGUCGUCGUGCACACAUUUGAGCAUAGGCUAUACCACGAAUUGGGGCUCUCCAAGGAAGCUAAAUUGGAGGACGAGGGCGUGUUUGUUUUUACUGAGCCUUUCAGUUUUCAUUUUCUGCAGUCUUGGUAAGAGAACGGAAUAUAUUAGGGUCUGUUUCAAGGACUCGAGCAGAGAUGUCAGAGUUUCUGGUGAAUCUACUCGGGGAGCGGCUCGUCAACAGCGAGACAGCCGAGGUGGAUGUACAGGCGCUGGGCAGCAAGCUGUCCCUGGUCGGGCUCUACUUCGGCUGCAGUUUAAACGGCCCCUGUAAGCAGUUCAACGCCAGUCUGUGUGAGUUUUAUAGCAAGUUCAAAAAAUCAUCUGAACAUAAAGACACAUUGGAAAUCGUCUUCGUCUCAUCUGAUCAGGACCAGAAACAUUGGCAAGACUUUUUACAGGAGAUGCAAUGGCCGGCAUUGCCUUUCAAAGAUAGACACAAAAAGAUGAAGCUGUGGAACAAGUACAAGGUGACCAGUAUUCCCUCGCUGGUGUUUGUGGAUGCAGCCACAGGGAAGGUGGUGUGUCGGAAUGGACUGCUGGUGGUGAGAGAUGACCCCAAAGGCUUGGAGUUCCCCUGGGGGCCCAAGCCCUUUGCGGAGGUGGUGGCCGGCCCUCUGCUCAGGAACAACAGGCAGACGACAGACAUCAGCUCCCUGGAGGGCCACUAUGUGGGAGUGUACUUCUCAGCACACUGGUGCCCUCCAUGCCGCAGUCUGACCCGUGUGCUCUUGGAAUCAUAUCGCACUGUGAAGGAAUCGGGUCAACAUUUUGAGAUGGUGUUUGUCAGCGCUGACCGGUCGGAGGAGUCCUUUCAGCAGUACUUCAGUGAGAUGCCUUGGUUGGCAGUCCCAUACUCAGACGAGGCCCGACGAUCACGACUCAACAGACUCUUUGGAAUACAAGGUAUUCCCACCCUUAUUCUGCUGGACGCGGAGGGUCACAUGAUCACGCGACAGGGCCGUGUGGAGGUGCUGAAUGACCCAGAGUGUCGGCUCUUCCCCUGGCAUCCCCGGCCCGUACUGGAGCUCAGCGAGUCUAACGCUGUGCAGCUCCACGAGGGGCCCUGCCUCGUGCUCUUUGUGGAUACGGAGGAGGAGGGAGAGCUGGAGCCGGCGAAGGAGCUGAUCCAGCCAAUCGCAGAGAAGAUCAUGGCUAAGUACAAAGCCAAGGAGGAGGAGACACCACUGCUCUUCUUUGUGGCUGGAGAGGAUGACAUGAGUGACUCUCUGCGUGACUACACCAACCUCCCAGAGGCAGCACCCCUGCUCACCAUCCUGGACAUGUCUGCCCGGGCCAAGUACGUUAAGGACGUGGAGGAGAUCACACCGGCCGUGGUGGAGACCUUUGUCCAAGACUUUCUAGCUGAAAAGCUCAAACCAGAGCCCAUCUAGAGAGCACGGCUAGACUGUCCCAAAUGACACUCUAUUCCCUGCAUAGUGCACUGCUUUUGACCAAGGUCCAUAGUCCUGGUCUAAAGUAGUGCACUAUAUAGGGAAUAGGGUGCCAUUUGGGGGACACUCCUAAACUUAUGGGACUGAACCCACACCUUCAUCAAACCCUGAACUCCCGGCUACCACCACCAGCCAGCCUCCUCUCCAUCUCCCCCUUUCUGUCAAAGGUCUCACUUUUGACUGACAUCAACUUUUUUUAGACAGGUCUUUCUCUCAUGGAGUCUUCUCCUGUGGUGCCUUGCAUUGACUAAAGCCCCUGCAGUAAUAUGGACAUUCUGUUGCUUUUUGGCUCCAAUAGCUUAUUUGAUCAGUUUCAUUAUUGGCAUUUCUUGAUACUAGAAAAAACCACACAAUGUUGACCCAAUGGACUUGAAUUUUCACAAUGUCUCUUUCUUUUGCCGAACCCUCAUUGCUGGGAAAGAAUAAAAUGAUUGCAACAAAUGUUCUGUAGUUGUAAUUUACAAGUAUGCAGUGCAGAAAAUUUUCUGAUCUUCCGUCUGGUGUUAUUGUUCUUCUGUUUAAAUGGUGCUGCAGAAUAGUAUGACUGCUGUGCAUACAGUAUAGACCUAACAAUGUCUGAUUUCCCUGUUUUUAAAAGGUCAUUUUCUCUAUUUGCUUGUUUUGUAUUGUGAAUGGUAUUUCAAAUACCAUGUCAUGUUCUCCAUGAUACGAGAGAUAGUAGUCUUAUCAUAAUUAUGUUUCCAUCUCAACCACCAUGACAUUUAAGAUGAUUUUCUGUGAAGAUCCUCUCUUGAAAAGGCCAGAUAUUUUUGAAGGCACAAAAAUGGCAUUUAAAAUCCAUCUUAGCAACUAAGUGAAGUAUUAAUUCACAUUUUCUGUCACUCCCUGGUCGUCUUUAGUCAUAACUUCACAGCCAUUAAAAUUCACUGUUAAGCACAA